AUGUCAGCAUCACCAAUGCUGCAUCUACCCGCCGAGCUCCUCGAGCAUGUCGCAAACCAAGCCAACGAGCGAGACCUCAAGGCGUUGCGACUCGCUUGUCGCGAACUCCACGCUACCACCGACCGCCCCUUCGUCAAAGCCUUUUUCACCCACCGCACUCAUCUCGUCACCAAGUACUCGCUGGAGACUCUGGUCUCCAUCACGGCCAGUCCGAAACUUCGUGGCCAACUCAAGUCGCUCAAGUUCGCCACUACAGGUCUUCCAUACGCCGAUCGCCCUCAGAGAAGUGGCGUUAGAGGUUGA
Zasmidium cellare ATCC 36951 is the source of this 303-nucleotide messenger RNA. RefSeq lists its product as uncharacterized. The transcript has a single exon. The record is from RefSeq and is a predicted model, not a curated record. The coding region runs from base 1 to 303 and encodes 100 amino acids. Gene Ontology annotation, molecular function: protein binding. NCBI's taxonomy places the organism in Eukaryota, Fungi, Ascomycota, Dothideomycetes, Mycosphaerellales, Mycosphaerellaceae.